Acanthosepion pharaonis is the source of this 2097-nucleotide messenger RNA. NCBI's taxonomy places the organism in Eukaryota, Metazoa, Mollusca, Cephalopoda, Sepiida, Sepiidae. The record is from the annotation of a GenBank genome assembly.
AUGAGUAAGGCAACCAAAAGGGAGAUUGUGGAAGAGGAUUUGGUGAAAUUACUACGGCAUUUCAUUCACAAUUCACACCGGGCUACAGCGAAAGAUGACGUGAAGGGCCACAUCUAUACAGACGACUGUGAAAGACUCUUUGCUGAAGAUUAUGCUUAUUCUGUGAUCCCAAAUCUGAAUGGUGAGCUGUGCUGCCAUUACCCAUAUAAAGUCUUUGUGUUAGAGUAUGAGAAGAGUGAAACAAAAAACGAUCCUUUAGAAGUUCAAAAUGGAGAUAGAUAUGAGAGUUUGUUGGAUAUAGAGAAACUGAAACAGUUUUUUUGGGCUACUCGUUCGGCAAGAUGUCGUGGACGUUUUGUUGUGCCAGUAAUUUUGUUUGAGGGGAAACAAAUUUGUCGUUCCGGCACUCUGGCCACAGGAGUGGAAAUGUUUGGACGCAUUGGUAUCGACUUCUUCCUCAGUCCAGAUUCUGGUUCCACAGCUUCCAAUUCCUGUUUGGAACCUGGUAAAGACAAUCCAAGUGAAUGGCCUAGUCAUGACAAAAUUCGAGGACAUGAUAUCAAACUGCUCAAGUAUCUAAACAUUGAUUAUAUCUGUGAUCUCAUGGUAGAAAAGAAGAAAGUAAAGUAUUAUAUGAGAGUGGCUUCUUCUGAAAAAGUUGACAAAGAAAAUCGUUAUUCUGAUUUCUGUCUUUUGUCCCUUCCUUACCCAGGCUGUGAAUUCUUCAGGGAAUGGAAAGACAGAGCCUACUGUGGGCAAGAAGUUAUGUAUGACUGGAAUCUUCCUUCAAUAGAUGCUGCUUUGGAUAUACCUAAUGAGUUAUAUUCACUUGUAGAUAUUGAUUGGGAUUCUUAUAAGGAAUGGGACCUUCUCACACUCACAAAGAACUACUUUAAACUGCUGAUUACGCUCAUCAGAGAUGGUUCUUCUGGAUUAUUAGUGCACUGCAUUUCAGGAUGGGACCGCACACCACUCUACAUCUCCCUGAUGCGACUCUCUCUGUGGGCUGAUGGUGCCAUUCACCAAUCUCUCAAACCAGAGGAAAUUCUUUACCUUACCAUAGCUUAUGAUUGGUAUCUUUUUGGUCACUGUUUACCUGACAGAAUAGAGAAAGGAGAAGAGAUAUUUCGGUUCUGCUUCCAUUUUUUAAAGUUCAUCACAUCAGACGAAUUCUCUGUUUAUCCUGAUUCCAGACAAGAUAUCAAAGGACAGUGGAAUUUGGCUAGAGGAAAAUGCUAUAAAGAAAAGGAAGAUCCUGCUUCUUUUGAGAACAAGUCUCAAGACAUGACUGCUGUUUUUUUCUUCCACAAGUUAAUAAUUCUAUCUAUCUAUCUAUCUAUCUAUCUAUCUAUCUAUCUAUCUAUCUAUCUAUCUAUCUAUCUAUCUAUCUAUCUAUCUAUCUAUGUGUGUAUGUGUCUAUUCAUUUAUAAACACCAAGACAAAAGUCUACAAGAUGGAGAUUCAGACUUACUCAGCUGCUCAGUGUCCCAACUGUCAGAAUCUACAAGUCCCUCUGGAGCUCAAGUCUUUCUCAGUGAAGGAACACAAAGUGCAACCUAUGUGCCUCACAAGUCAUCCACCUGUACAAGUGAUGACAACAGAAAUGCACAGAUGUGCAGAUCACACCAGAUGCAAUCUUCUGCCUCCUCCUCUUCUUCUUCUUCAGUUGUUGACACCAGUGCCACUGCUACAACCUCUUCACCAUUAAGGUGCCAAUCAUCGCAGAUGCUUCUUACCUGUGGAAGCUGUUAUCCUGAUGAAACUUGCUCACACAGUUUCCCCACUUCAUCUGCCUCUCAUUAUACACCUUCCUGGUUCUCAUCACCAGCACACACAGCUCAUAUCUCAUCUCCUGCCACACUAACCCAUUCACUGUCUGAAGAAAACGUACCAUCUCGUGCCAGUCGACUUGCCUGUGUUCGCAACAUGUUCUUCCAUGCUUAUAGUAUUGCAGAGACUAGCAGAAAUGGGCAUAACUCAAUGCUGGAAACAUUAAGCGAUGGUCUUCGUUGGGGCACAAGCAGAAUGGACGAUAGACUGUUACCAACAAGAUUUUGGUUAAGAGCAGCUAAAAAUUAUCCUCCAGCACAUGUUUAA